This is a messenger RNA of Microthlaspi erraticum, 873 nucleotides long. Lineage: Eukaryota; Viridiplantae; Streptophyta; Magnoliopsida; Brassicales; Brassicaceae. The record is from the annotation of a GenBank genome assembly.
AUGCUGAGACUGAUCAAAGAUGGUGAAGCUGAUUCAAAAGAGAAAUUUCUUAGCUUAUAUCAGUCUCUCGGUGAGCAUUACAACGAUCUGAACCAGGAACUCCUCAACGGCCUCCUCAAUAUCGAUUUGAAACUAUCAUUUGCCGACCACAACGAUGCCUCUUCUUCCCUUGUAACUCCAAUGGCGGAUUUGAGCUCCUUUAACUCUGAUGUUUCUCCUUCUCUGGAGUCAAGAUCUUGUAACUCAACAGAGAGGAACACCAGUAGUAGAGAGAGGGUGCCGAGUUUGAAACAAAAGUGUGAGGUUGAGAAGAACGAAUCUGCGUAUCUACUUGCUGAUAUCUUUAGCGGCGAGCUUGAAACCGCACUUCAAGAAUUGGAAGCUGAGAAAAGACGUGUGGUUGAGUUAGAGAGGAAGCUAUCGGAUUCAACUUGCAAGAUUGAGAAUUUAGAGAGUGAGCUCGAGGAGUGUAAAGAGUGUUUAGCUGUUUCGGAAAUCGAGGCUUCGAAGCUGAGUGAAAUGCUGAGUGAAUGCAGAGCCGAGAAAGCGAAACUGCAGAAAGAUAAUGGCGAUGACUUGUUAGAUAGUCUAAGAGCAGAGUUGAGAUUAAGAGAGAUCCAAAUCGAGCAAAUGGAGGAGUAUUUGAACCAGGUUUGUGUCAAAGACACUGACCUUGUGUCUGAAUCAGGAACUGACAAGUAUGUCUCUGAUAGAGUUGAAGAGCUGGAGAAACAAGUGGAGUUGCAGAGAAAUGUGAUAUCAGAAAGAGAGGAAGAGAAAAGAGAAGCUAUAAGAGAGCUCUGUUUCUCUCUUGAUCAUUAUAAGAGCAGAUACACAGAACUUGUAAGAUCACUAUCAGGUAAUAAUAAUUAG